GGAUCUUUGCCGUGUUCAAGUUGAACGUGCAUUUUAUUAUAAAUGUAUUUUUGAGUUCGUUUAUUCUCUGUCAUCUUCUGUCAUUGCCCAGUUGUUAAGAAUUAUCUUCGAUGAUGCCUAGAAAAAGAAACAAAACAAAGAAAGAUACAAGCAAGAAAACUAGAGAAUCGAGCCAAGAAACGGGAAAUAUAGAGACUUGUUCACCACCAGACGAUGGAGAAGGCCAGGGAGGAGUUGACUCAAAGAUACCGAACUAUUUCCCUGUUUCACCAAGUAAUAAAGACACAAACAAUUCAUCAGAAUCCCCCAGUAAUACCUCGAUGCCUACAAGCACCAACGAAGACUCUAUAUUAAACACAGAUAAAGAACGAGAAAAAGAUAAACCUAUUGACUUUGAUGAACAGAAAGCAGUGAAUCCAAACAAAACUCCAAGUCCUUCCAAAGAUAUACGAGUUGAAGUAGCUGAAGAACAAAAAGUACCUGGUGAUGGCAAUAAACGUCCUCUAAAGCAAUCCCUACUAAGUCCAAAAAGAGAUUCUGGUUCAGUUCCUGUAAAAUCCAAGAGAAAAAUUAAAACUAACUCAAGUAAAGGAAAUAUAAAAGAAGAAAAAUCCAAGAACUCUGAAAUUACAAAAUACUUUCCUGUAAGAAGAAGUGAAAGAAGGGUCAAGUCUAAGAUAGAGGAAGAAAAACAAACCAAAAUAGAAAAGGCUGUUCUUGAGGGCAUAGAAGAAGGAAUCGAGGUUAGGAACGUAGAAGGUAAAGGAAGAGGAGUAUUUGCUCUCUGGUCUUUCAAAAGAGGAGAUUUUGUUUGUGAAUAUCAUGGAGAACAUAUUGAUUAUGAAACUGCAAAGAAAAGAGAAAAGGAAUACUCAGAAGAUGAAAACAUUGGUUGCUAUAUGUAUUACUUCACCUUCAAAAACAAAAAAUUCUGUGUGGAUGCCACCCAAGAAUCAGGAAGACUUGGGCGAUUACUCAACCACAGUAUUAAUGGCAACUGUACAACUAAACUAAUAUCCAUCAGAGACAAACCUUAUCUUAUACUUGUAGCAGCAAAAGAUAUACAGCCUAACAGUGAACUGUUGUAUGAUUAUGGUGAGAGAAAUAAGGAUGCCAUUGCUUCACACCCUUGGCUACAGGCUUGAGCAUCACUAUUAGUUAGGAGAACUCAUUUAAGAGAAGGAUAGGAUACAUGUUUGAUGUGGAGGUUGUACAUCACUUCCAUAACCUUCUGAUGUUUUGCAUUCAAGUGUAUGAACAUGAUAAUUAGACCUAAGUUCACUUACCAUUGGAUGCAUGCUCAAAGGUGCACACAAAGAGCAAUAUUCAUCUAAUAUCAUGAUCUACAUUAAUCAAUCAUUUUUAAACACCUGAUGUUUGGAUUCUUGAUAUUUAUUUAUUCUUCAAUGAGAUUGUAAAUAAGAAAAUUAUUGCAGCAAUAUGAUUACAUUAAAUUUUUAAAACCUUGUGAUAAA
Messenger RNA from Actinia tenebrosa (Australian red waratah sea anemone), 1475 nucleotides. RefSeq names its product histone-lysine N-methyltransferase set-1. Gene Ontology annotation, cellular component: nucleus; polytene chromosome. Gene Ontology annotation, molecular function: protein binding; transcription regulator activity; histone H4K20 methyltransferase activity. The record is from RefSeq and is a predicted model, not a curated record. Lineage: Eukaryota; Metazoa; Cnidaria; Anthozoa; Actiniaria; Actiniidae. Gene Ontology annotation, biological process: regulation of DNA damage response, signal transduction by p53 class mediator; regulation of transcription by RNA polymerase II.